Messenger RNA from Aegilops tauschii subsp. strangulata, 783 nucleotides. RefSeq lists its product as uncharacterized. NCBI's taxonomy places the organism in Eukaryota, Viridiplantae, Streptophyta, Magnoliopsida, Poales, Poaceae. The record is from RefSeq and is a predicted model, not a curated record.
UCCCUUCCCUUCCCCGCACCCACCCCAACCAAAGCCCACUUCUUUGCCCCCACUUGGCCUUCUUCUCCUUCCCCGCGAGGCGACCGACGCGGAGGGUAGGAGGAUGUGCGAGGGGCGGCGCCCCGGGCACGCGACCCGGCCGCCGUGGGCGCUGGCGGCGGAGCUGCGGCGGAGGGAGGCCGCGGCGGACGCGCGGCUGGCGGCGGCGCGGGCGCGGCUGGCCGAGGCGCUGGCGGAGCUGGAGCGGGCGCGGGCGCGCGCCGCCGAGCUGCAGCGCCGCCUGGAGGAGAACUACGGCAAGCGGCGCCGGCUCAAGCGGGUGGUGGCCGCCACCCGCUCCCGGAUCCACGACACCCGCGCGCUCCUCCAGGACCACCAGGACCCACACCCGCCGCCGCAGCAGCAGCAGCUCCCCGCCGAAUCCGAUCCCACCUCCUAGGGAGUCGCGGCCGGGUGAUGUGACGUCCUGCUCCGAAGACCGAUCGGAUCGGCAGGCUGCGAGCCUACACAGCUACUGAUUUCAUUCCCCUUUCUUCUUGUUUUUUCGCAUCGGAGGAAGCUAGCUAGUAGCCUGGUAGCUAGCCUCUGCAACAUACGAGCGAGCGGGACGAAUGUUCCAUGGAACAUCAAUCAAUCAGAAAAAGGCUUGUCAUGUCAUUCGCGUCGCAUACAGUGACUGGAAUGAAUCGCAAGUUAUUAGCACCUGGCAGGGACUCACUCUGUAAUACAGUAGUAGUAAUAAUGUCUUCAGUGACUGCACGCAUACAUGUGCCAAAGUCUUCA